This is a messenger RNA of Neoarius graeffei (lesser salmon catfish), 1429 nucleotides long. RefSeq names its product P2Y purinoceptor 14. Lineage: Eukaryota; Metazoa; Chordata; Actinopteri; Siluriformes; Ariidae. Gene Ontology annotation, molecular function: G protein-coupled purinergic nucleotide receptor activity. The coding region runs from base 277 to 1320 and encodes 347 amino acids. The transcript is spliced from 2 exons. Gene Ontology annotation, biological process: G protein-coupled receptor signaling pathway. The record is from RefSeq and is a predicted model, not a curated record. Gene Ontology annotation, cellular component: membrane.
CAGCUGCCAUGAAAGACAACCAGAAAAAGGCUGGAGCAUGUUUGGGUUUUCGUUUGGACUGAAAACCUCACCCAAGGGAUUACAGAAACAGAAAUAGAAGUAAAACCGCAAGCUCGGUGGAAGCAUUAUCAUGCUCAGGAAGUGUUUAUAAGUAAAGUCCACCCACAAAGAAGCAAGCUACAUCUGUUCUCUGUUUCACUCAUGUCUCAUAGACCUGAUCGACCACAGUGACAAACUUAAUCUCAUCACAGUUUGCCUGUUCACUGCUCUCAAGGUAUGAACUACACCAAUACCACUCAGCCCCCUAGCUGCGGAGGCCUUCCACGUGGAAACAGCACAGAUUUCAGCAGUGUAUUUACACGAGAUGUGCUCCCAGUGCUCUAUGCUCUGAUCUGUGCUGCUGGUCUGAUCUUGAAUGGUUUGGCAGCAUGGACCUUCUUCAAAGUACCUAGCACUUCAGGCCUGGUGGUGUACCUGAAGAACAUGGUGGUGGCUGACCUUCUCAUGCUGUUCUCAUUCCCUUGGCGUGUGGUCAAUAACCUACGCUUGGGCGGAUGGUACCUGAGACUGGUGGUGUGCCGCUACACAGCUGUGCUCUUCUACUUAGGCAUGUAUACAGGCAUCAUCUUCAUGAGCCUCAUCAGCCUGGAGCGCUAUAUCAAGAUUGUGCAUGCGUCCUCAUGCACACCUGGGUCUUCCUCUUUAUGUGCCUCCGCUUUCCUGCAGCAGGUGACCGUAGCCCGAUGUCUGGUGCUUCUGUCCUGGAUGCUGAUGCUACUCUGCAUGAUCCCCAACACACUACUGACCAACAAGCCUGCUGGAGAGGGCUGCUCCUGCAUGGACCUGAAAAGUGAGCUCGGACGCCGCUGGCAUGACAUCUCUGUUCACUCUGCUGUGGCCAUCUUCUGGGUGACACUUGUAAUCAUGUUGUACUGCUAUUCUUCCAUAGCCUGGCAGGUGUACCGCUCCUACCGAAGAGUAAAGCGGGGCAGUAGCAAAGCAAGCCGCAAAUCUAACCAAAGUAUUUUCAGCUUGCUGGCUGUGUUUUUUCUCUGCUUUGUGCCAUAUCAUGUUUGUCGAGUGCCUUACACACUGAGCCAGAGGUUCAACACCAGUCUGAGCACUCAAACCCAAUACCAUCUCUUCCAGGCCAAAGAGGCCACACUAUUCAUGGCUUCAUUUAAUGUGUGUCUAGACCCCUUGGUCUACUUCCUCAUGUGUCGGACCUUUCGAGAGUUGCUGCUGCGCAAGCUCUCCACUCCAGAGGCUGUUAAUGGAGUUCCCUCUGUAAGCAACAGACUAAGCACAAGUAAUUUGUAGAGAAGAAAUGGAAACAAGAAGAGGAAUUGAUGGACACCAAGGUGGUUAAAGCGGAUCACAUACACAGUGCUAGACCAAAAACAAAAUCAGUGCAGGAGCAGUGCUACAG